Messenger RNA from Naegleria gruberi, 824 nucleotides. RefSeq lists its product as uncharacterized. Bases 1 to 408 code for a protein of 135 amino acids. Lineage: Eukaryota; Heterolobosea; Eutetramitea; Acrasida; Naegleriidae. The transcript has a single exon. The record is from RefSeq and is a predicted model, not a curated record.
AUGUCUCAAUUUGAAAUCAAGAUUGGCUUGACCUUACUCUCUUCCCUUGCCUUUAUUGUAAAAAUAAUUUUGAUUUGUGUAACUGUGGUGUGUAUGAAAAAUUUUGGCAAAGGUCUUGCAGAAACAUUUAGAAAUACCCAAUCACUUGUUUUGCAAAAAUCAACCAUACAACCCACCUCAGCUCCAUACUAUAGUGAUACUAUUUCAGUAACUUCUAAUGCUCUUUUUGCAGUAACAUCUUCUGGUGAUAUUGUUAUUAAUGAUGGCAGAAAGCAAAUGGUUUCAGUUUCAUUGACAAGAUCAAUUUCAGACGAUUCUGGGUUUUUGGGCUCGUCUAGCCAUAACUAUUCAUCUGGAGACGAAGAAGAAAUAAUUCCAAUUAAUAGACCAAAGCAAUCUAAAUAUUAAUUAUUGAACCCAAUGCACAUCAGUAUUGUAACACCACCAUUCUUCUAUUAGGUUAUUUUGCAUCUUGCAUUACAAUUUAUCUGUUAUUUGAUUAUUGCCGAGAAUGAAAUAACAGACUAAAACAAAAUGUACAUUCAAAAUAUACAAACAAGCACAAACAAUCCUCUAAGACUAGUCAACAGAGAAACGAUCAGAAGGAUUCAGUGUUUUUGCCACACGACCAGUAGGGAAGAAUUUCGAAAAUAGCGGCAAACAGGAAUCAGAACACAACCAUUCGAAAAGGUUCUUUAAUGCCCAUCUCCAACACGUUAUGGAAAUACUGUUAGCUCAAAAAAAUCAAAUUGUACAAAGGAUACUACAUAUGCAAAACCAUCAGCAAGAAUUCACAAAUUUAAUUUACAAUAACAAAUCAUUUU